AGGUGAUAGACUGCAAGAGUGCCGGUUGAAAAUCGGGUUGCAUACUAAUAAUAGUAUCGUCAGCCAGCUGUCGAGUGGUCAAGCGGAAACCACUAGAUUUUUGGAUCAGCCAGUUUCACCAUGGAGAAGUGGGAAAUUCAACCUUUCAAGUUUAAGUCAUUUCCUCGUAAUGUCGUCCGAAAUGAGUGGAUUAAAUACAAGCGCAACUUCGACUAUAUCGUUGCAGCAUCUGGAGAAACAGAUAAAACACGUAUUAAAAAUCUGUUCCUUGCCAGAGCUGGGCCGGAUCUACAAGAAGUUUUCGCUUCUAUUCCCGGUGCGGAUGUGACUGAGGAUAAGGAAAAGAAUAUCGAUCCCUAUUCUGUUGCCAUACAGAAACUGGACACUUACUUCUCGCCCAAACAGCAUGAAACGUUUGAACGGAAUGUUUUCUGGACACUCAAGCCAAGCCAUGACGAGACAUUGGAGAAGUUUAUGUUACGUUGUCAGGAUCAGGCAAGUAAGUGUAAUUUUGGCAGGACGACACAAGAAAGCAGGGCAAUAAGCGUAAUCGAUAAAGUAAUUUUAUUUGCCCCGAGUGAUUUGAAAGAGCAACUCUUACAAAAAGAUUCUUUUGAUAUCGACGAAGUCGCAAAAAUCGUUAGCUCAUACGAGUCAGUGAAACACCAAGCGCAGAUGAUGAAUCGACCAUCUCUAGGAUGUGCAGAGACAUUCGAACCUAGUGUGAAUGACAGAAACGUCAACAAAAUUGGAAACAUUCCUAAUAAAGAAUGUAUGAGGUGCGGAAAGCGAGACCAUUUCGCAAAUGACCCAAAAUGUCCCGCACGUGGCAAAGAGUGCAUCAAGUGCAAACGGGUUGGUCAUUUCGCUGCUCGUUGCCGAACAACAACAGUAAGGCGGAAGUACUCUGAGGAGCCUAGGCCAGGGCCCAGCCAAGGAUUCAAACGGCAACGUGUACAUGAAAUCGAAACAGCGGAGGAAAGAAAAGAUCAAAGCUUCAUAUUCUGUGUGAAUGAUGGAGAAGAAUUUUUGUGGCUGAGGCUUGGGGGAGUGACGUUGCAACUGCUAAUCGAUUCCGGCUGUAAGAAAAAUAUUAUCAAUGAGAAAGCGUGGGAGUACAUGAAGAACAAUGGCGUGAAAGUUUGGAAUCAAGAAAAGCACUGUGACGAAGUUUUUCUGCCUUACGGCAACGAAGCAAAACCAUUAUCCGUUCUUGGAAAGUUCGAUGCACAAAUUUCGGUAGAAGAUAAUGGAAAGAUCAUCGAACAGGUGGCUACGUUCUACGUUGUAAUUGGCGGUCAACAAUGCUUAUUGGGCCGUGCCACAGCUAUGAGUCUAGGUGUACUGAUGAUUGGAUUACCGAGUACACAUGGAGUCAGCAUGAUUGAGUCUGCACAUAAACGUCCUUUCCCUAAGAUUAAAGGGUUGCAGGUGGAAAUUCCCAUCGAUAAGAGCGUUGUUCCUGUGUGUCAACAUCCUCGGCGUCCUCCAAUUGCACUUUUGUAA
This is a messenger RNA of Armigeres subalbatus, 1506 nucleotides long. RefSeq lists its product as uncharacterized. The transcript has 3 exons. The record is from RefSeq and is a predicted model, not a curated record. Gene Ontology annotation, molecular function: zinc ion binding; nucleic acid binding. The coding region runs from base 121 to 1506 and encodes 461 amino acids. Lineage: Eukaryota; Metazoa; Arthropoda; Insecta; Diptera; Culicidae.